Messenger RNA from Telopea speciosissima, 2390 nucleotides. RefSeq lists its product as uncharacterized. Lineage: Eukaryota; Viridiplantae; Streptophyta; Magnoliopsida; Proteales; Proteaceae. The transcript has 6 exons. The record is from RefSeq and is a predicted model, not a curated record. The coding region runs from base 452 to 1771 and encodes 439 amino acids.
UCUUCUCCGCUUACCCUUAUUUUGCAUUUAUUUGACCCUGGUUGCUCUUCGGUUCUCUUCUCCGCUUCUUUUUCUUCCACCUCUCCAUUUCCUUCUCUCUCAGGCGACGAAGAAGAUAGUUUUCCGUUUUCGGUCUCAUCAGAUCUAUCGGUUCCAGUUGGGGUUUACGCGAUCGGUCGAAUUCAUCUGCCUCCUCUUUCUGGUGAGGGUUUGAUCUGAUUCGUCCUUUUCAGGUUUCGAUUUUCCAAGAAGUUUGUGGGAUUCGGAUUUCGGAAGUUGUUGGAAGUAGUAAGCGCUUCUGGUCUUCCGAUCAUCGACCAGAAUCGGAAGUUCAGUGGGUCUGGUGUUGUGGAUUUGUCUCUAUUGGAUUUAUACGGAGGUUUGUGUUGAUUUGGGCUUCUACGAUCUCAUUUGGGUUCUAAGAGGUUAAAUUAGGGUUUUCUUUGCGGAGAUGUUGGGGACGGGAUUGCAGUUCGGGCGUGCCCAUGGAGAGGAUCGAUUUUACAAUCCGGUGAAAGCAAGGAGGAAUCAUCAACAACAACAGCAGCAGCAGCAGCAGCAACAACAACAACAACAACAACAACAACAGCAACACCAACAAUCACAGCAACAACAAAUUCAAAGAACUCGGAGUAAUGGACCUGUGAACACGGCAGUGGCGACGAAGGGCAAGGCCGUUGUAUCAGACAACAGAGAGCUGGAAAACAGAGUGGGAUCUGACGAGACGUCGAAGCCUAUGGCUAUGCCGGCUUCAGAAUCAGUUAUAGGUCCUCCCAGUAAUCUCGAUCGUUUUCUGGAGUCAACAACACCAUCUGUUCCUGCGCAGUACCUCUCUAAGACAAGAAUGAGGGGUUGGAGGACUUGCGAUGUGGAAUUCCAGCCCUACUUCACCCUCGGAGAUCUGUGGGAAUCUUUUAAGGAAUGGAGUGCAUAUGGCGCAGGGGUGCCUUUGAUACUGAACGGCAGUGAUUGUGUCGUCCAAUAUUAUGUCCCCUAUUUGUCCGGCAUCCAAAUAUAUGGUGAAUCAAGGUCGUCGGCCAAGUCGAGGCGACCUGGGGAGGACACUGAUGGCGAUUAUUAUAGAGAUUCAAGUAGUGAUGGAAGCAGUGAUUGUGAGCUUGAAAGGGGCGUGAAAUCCUCAAGAGAGCUGUGGAAUUGUCACCAUCUAACUAGUGAGGUUCCUCUUCGUAUGGACAGAUUGUCUUUGGGAGACAAGCAUGUUUCUAUACAAGAAGGCUUUUCUAGUGACGAUGGUGAAGCUGGGAAUUCACGAGGUCGCUUGCUUUUUGAGUUUUUUGAACAGGAUCCUCCUUACAGCCGUGAACCUUUGGCUGACAAGAUCUCAGAUAUUGCAUCCCGAUUUCCUGGACUUAAGACACUCAGAAGUUAUGAUUUGCUUCCAGCCAGUUGGGUUUCUGUGGCAUGGUAUCCAAUAUACAGGAUACCCACAGGACCAACAUUAAGAGAUCUGGAUGCUUGUUUUUUGACAUUCCAUUCUCUUUCUACUCCUAUUCGAGUAGGUGCUGGAGGUGGACAGGCUCCUCCUGUCGUGACCUAUCCCAAUGGGAUGGAUGGUGUCCCCAAGAUUUCCCUGCCUGUUUUUGGGCUGGCCUCUUAUAAGUUCAAGGGGUCAAUGUGGACUCCAAAUGGAGGAUGUGAGCGUCAAUUGGCAAACUCACUCUUGCAGGCUGCAGACAACUGGUUGAGGUUGCUUCAGGUCAAUCACCCAGACUUUCAGUUCUUUGCUUCACAUGGUACAUUUCGGAGGUGAAAAGAGAAUAUGCUGUAGCUGCAUUGCCUCUUCCAUUCACCAAGGAAGGCCCAACCUAGUCCAUGGUUAAUACGAUGAUAGACUGAGGGUUACCAUUGUGAAAAUCUAGAUGGCAACCCUCAGGGAUUGCCCUUGGGAAAGUUUCCUUCAUCUUACUGAUCAAGAGAAGGAAAAAAAAAAAAAAAAAAAAAAAAAACGAAAAUGAAAAGAAAAAGAAAAAAGAGGAUAAAAGUGAUGAUGCCAUGGAAGGAGAGGAAGCAGAAUAACCGCUCAAGAAUGUGAAAGAAAAGCUACAAAAGCAGUCUCUGUGGUAGCUGAGGUAGACCAAGCUUAAAAGAAAUGGUAUGACAUGAUAAGUGGGUGGUUGGGUGAGUUUCUUCAUGCUUGUUGGAUUAUAUAUAUAUAAUUUAUAUAUUUCAUGCUAACUUUCAAGGGGAUUUUGAAGUUUAAUGAUGUAUAAGAGGGCUAAAUUUGAGUUGCCCUUUGUUUGGUAUCUCUUGAAGACUAACCUGUGUGGUUUGGCCACCCGAAAAAGAGGUUUAAAAAAAAAAAAAAAAAGAAUUAGUGAAACUUAUGGUGUUGAGCAAUUUGGUAUGUUAAUGGAAACUGAUGUUUAGAU